GGCAUCCAGGUGGAUAUGAUGUCCGUCCUGUUCCACCAUACCCCUUCCCCACAGGUGGUUUCCCUCCUCCUAUGACAGGUGGCUACCCUCCUCCUAUGCCAGGUGUGGUGUCUCCAUGGCCUCCUAUGAUGGACCAGUCUAAACAGUGGGACUACUACCCUCCAGGACCGGGACCGGGACCGGGACCAGGACCCAGACGGGAGGACAAGAGGGAGAAGGAGAGAGAGAGACCCAGGGAGAGACCACAUGAGAGGGAGAGAGAGAGAGAGCACAGCCCCUCCACAAUGGCUUACAACAGUGACGAGGAGCGGUACCGCGGUUACCGGGAGUACCAGGCGGAGCGCGGCUACAGCGGCGGUGACCGUGGAGGAGGUGACCGUGGAGGGGGGGAGCGUGGAGGCGUAGACCGCGGAGGUGACCGUGGAGGUGGGGAGCGUGGUGGUGACCGUGGCAGUGGUGGUGGAGGCGGGGAGCGUCACAGAGAGAGUAGCAGCAGGAGGAGACAUGAUAGUGAAGAAGGAGACAGUCACAGGAGACACAAACACAAGAAGAGCAAGAGAAGCAAGGAGGGCAAGGAACCUAGUGAUGACAUGGGAGGAGACCAGGAGAACCAGGACACCAUGGAGUGA
This is a messenger RNA of Salvelinus namaycush (lake trout), 629 nucleotides long. Its product is annotated as pre-mRNA 3'-end-processing factor FIP1-like. Bases 72 to 629 code for a protein of 185 amino acids. The record is from RefSeq and is a predicted model, not a curated record. Lineage: Eukaryota; Metazoa; Chordata; Actinopteri; Salmoniformes; Salmonidae. The transcript has 6 exons.